AUGUCGACGAAAACGACCACCACUGUGGUAGCUGGUCGGAACAGUGGGACAGUUGUGUCAGGGGAAUUCGAUGUGGCCGCCUUUGAGCAGAAACUACGGGAUCUGAAGGAUACGCAGGAGAGCAUCCAGCACCUGUCGGCCUGGUGUUUACAGCGGCGAGCGCAUCACAAAAAGAUUGUCACCAGUUGGUUGAACGUGCUAAAGCAGGUGAAAAUUGAGAGCCGGCUUACGUUAUUCUACCUGGCGAACGACGUGAUUCAGUACAGCAAGCGCAAAAACUACGAGUUUGUCGAUAGCUGGGGAACGUACCUCCAAAAAGCCACCACACUGGUGCGGGAUGAAAAAGUGAAGCACAAGAUACUGCGAAUCUUCAAGAUCUGGGAACAGCGAGAAGUGUACAACGAGGAGUUUUUGACCGAUCUGAACGGUCUGCUCAGUGUGACUACCCCGUCAGCUAAAAAACAACAACAACAGCAGCAGCAGCAGCAGCAGCAACAGCAACAACAACAACAGCAACAACAACAGCAACAGCAACAGCAGUCCAAAAAUCAACACGAUUCCUCUCAGCAUCAUCACCAUCAUCAUCACCAUCACCAUCAUCACCACCAAUCGUCAUCGUCGGGAGCGACCGGUGCAACGCUUGCUACGGGCCCAACGAAGCUGGCCGAAACGAAAUCAGCCACUGCCAACGUGCAGCUGGACGCGGACGACUACCAGGCGUCCGUGUUGGUGGGAAAUGUGCGCGAUUGCGUGAAGUAUGAAAGCGAAACCGACCACACGUUCAAGAGCCUCAACAAGAAACCGUUGGUCGAGGUGGACGUUGUGAUGGGAUCGAUUAAGGGCAAGGAUCGCAAGAAGGUGGAAGAGGUUGAGCAGGAGAUCGAGGAUCAGCUGGCGCAGUACAAGCACUUUGUGGAGAACCUGAAGACGGAGCUGCAGUCACGCCGGGUACUGUUGACCGUGCUGGAGCAAGCAGAGUCCUUCUAUGGCAAUCAGCGGAACGAAGUGAAGGUCGUAGUAAACGCCUAUCGCAAUUUUGGCAACCGGCUAAAGAGCAUGAAAAAGAAGUUGGACGAACUGACAACCAGCCUGCCGAGUCCGAUUCCGUCACCCGACAUUAACGCUCCCUCACCCGGGCCAUCCGAUCUGGACAUCAUUCUGCCGGAUGAGCAAGGUUACUUUCAGAUGCAUCAUCAGCGGCGCAGCUACAUGGACGGAGGCAGCUUACCGUUCGACAUUAAUGACUUUAACCGAAGCGAUUCGCCCUCAGUGAUGCACAGUGUUCAACCAAUUCAAGUGAUAAAUUCGCGUAAGGAAGAAUCGGAAGGGGUAAACGAAUUCCUGAAGUCUUUUUUCCCCGAUCCAUCAGGUUAUCAUGCGCCCUCUAGCGUACCACCGAGCGGCAUGCCUGGUGGCGGCGGUGGUGGUGGUGGUGGUGGAGGUGGCGGUACCGUUGGUGGAGGAAACAGUGUGCAGGGAGUCGGUGGUAUCGUAGCGCCACCACAGCCCCCACCAGGCAUCGUACCGCAUCCGGUCGGACCGUACGGGUCGGGCGUUAAUCCGUGGGCAACGUCGACACCGCACGGUCCCGGCGGACGAUCGGGUAACGGCAAUUACCGCCAACCGUACAACCCGGGAGUCCUGUCCGAUUACGGCUCGCCGCAACCCGGUGUCGGACGGCAAUCGUCGGUCACUGCCCCCUUGUUGCCUCCUCCGAUGCCUCCCAUAAAUCUUGAUGCAUCCGAUGAGUACAACUCGACUUGGGAUAUGCAAAUGUCAUGGGACGGAACGCAUGAUUCUUCCGGCUUCCAAAGUCUAGAAGCUCCCGUGUCUCCGUCUCAUUAUGACCGGGGCAGUGUCGACAGAGGUUUGCAAGAUGUUGACCAUCGUCAGCUGCCCAACAGUCUCGGUGUGCCCCCCUUUCUGAAGGAUAAAGGUCGCCUGGCCGAUGUGGAUCACCGCAAUCUGAUCUCGCUUACCGGAUCGCCUGGAGGGCCGCUCCCGAAAGGGAUGAAUGCGAGCAACAUGGACAUAGAUGAGCAUGACAACUCGGCUAGCCUGUCGGCAAGAAGUCAAGGGUCUGGUCAAAAUCGAAGAUCUGCUCCGCAGCCCGUACCUGCUCCCCUCGGCGAUACGGUUGACAGCCGGAACACGCUGUGGAUGGGAUGCCAGGAUAAUAGUUUUCCGACGGCAUCGAACGAUGUAGACCUGAGGCUACCCUCUUCGUCCGCGUUAACGAUCGUCCCGACCACGACACCCUCCAAUCCCCCCCGAGAGACUGAGGGGGAAGAAUCGAAGGAUCUCGACAUGCGAAUACAGUCGUUGGAGAAAGCAAUUGCGGCGCAGAUUGCUAACAGCGGCAACAGCAGUACAGUGCAACAGCGGCUUGGUGGUGGGGCCGAGAUCGGCCGCGAAGAUGACGGGACUGAUAAUAGUGUACAGUCGGCGGACGAUGCGAACGGGAACACAGCUCUCGAUGGCGAUGAAGAGGGCGAUCUAAGCUUACCGACCCUUCAAACACCGGUUUCGCUGCUGGAGAUCGAUGACUUCUUGCAAAACUUUGAGCGAGAAAGGUUUGACCUGACGAAACCACCAGCCCUGCUGAUGAGCAAUCAAACGGAAACGUCCCAAUCACCGCCACCUACCUCAGAAAAAUCUGGCACCGGAGACGAAAGCAGGAAGAACCCUACCGACAACACAGAAAGUGUUGAUAUGGACCUAUCGGAUGAAGAUGGCUGUGGGCCGACGCCCGAUGACCAACCACCGCACGAGGCGCCUUCGUCUGCCCAAUCAAAUGUAGACGAGGACAGCACCGAAACUACAUCACAGGAUGGGACGAUGAUGGGAAGCCUGCGGGAUGAUGCAGCCGGAGCAGGAUCUUCGAGUCAGCAUGGUGGAUCACCGAUGCAAAUGGCGGGGGGAACUGCGGUUAACGCCGCAGCGUUAACGAACAAUGGUGCCGCUUGCGGGAGCGGUAAAAGUGCUCCAACGCAGCCGAUCCAUCAGCAACGGCCACCGCUCCUACCGGAUCCACCGUUUGCGCCAACUGGACCGCAUCCGAAGUGGGAUCUCCCGCCGCCCAGUUUGAUGAGCCUUACCGGGCUUGGUGGUUUCAGCAGCGUGCCACCGCCGCCGCCCCCCGGACUGAUCGGUAACAUUAAUCAACCGCCUCCCUCCACUUUGCCUCAGAUCUGGGCCGAUCAGCCACCCCCGAUGACGGGUGACGCUCCGGGACUGUUCGGGUCUCCGAAUCGACCACCUCCGCCGCUUCCUUUUGGCGGUGGGCAAAUGAAGGGCAACAAUUAUCGUGGUGGUGGUGGCGGAGCUGUUGGCACACCGCGUGGCCGCGGCGUGGGUGGUCACAACCGCGGUGGCGGCCAUUCGCCGUACUUUCGCGGUGGCAAUGGGGGUCCGAUGAUGCGCGGAGGCUACCGUGGUGGUAAUAAUAAUAAAUUUCGUGGUGGAGGCUCCAACAAUCGGUCCGGUUGGUAAAACAGGGAUCUGUCUGGUAACGGAUACGAUUGUAAUUUAUCGUUUUACUGUUGAGCCAUAUGCCGCGUGACGCGUUACAGAGCAGUGUGAAGCACGGUUUGCAGCAGGGUGUAUGUGGGUGUCGAAGUGGAAACAGGAAGUUCUGCUCGAUCAGUUGCGAUCAAUGAACGUGCGUAGACCAUAGGUACAACAGUAGGGGAUGAACGAAUAGGACCGGAUUGACAUAACGGAAGCAAAAAGAGCAUCUUGAUUGGUUCGCACGAUAACGCUGCGUGUUCGUGGCCGAUUAAAGAAUGUAAAUAAUUAGAUAAUAAAAACGGGAGAACAAAAAGAUGAUAUAGUCAAAGAAAUACACAAGCAACGUACCCCUUUGCCGAAUGAAAUAUAUUGAACAUACCGACCCUGUUCUCGUCCCUUAUGCAGAAUGUAGAACGUAUGCUUAUUUGUUACGAAAUAAUAAACAGGAAAUGAACUAUUGUGAAUGGAUUGCACCGUACGAUGUACCGGAAUACGAUGGAAGUAACGUGAACCAGAAGGAUCUACGAGUUAGAUAACAACUAGUGUUUAGGUUUAACAGCAGCUAAUACGAUUAAUGUAGAAAUCUAUGGUAAUGUCGUUCACAUUUUUGUCCUUAACGCGCCAAUACACACAUACACACACACAUGCGCGCGUAUACACACACACACAAACCAGAAAGGAUUCGCUUCUUUAAGUAUGGUUAGGUACCGUUCUGUGUUGGUAUUUUAUUCUCGCAUCUAUUUUCGACUGCAUUGCGUUAAU
This is a messenger RNA of Anopheles cruzii, 4272 nucleotides long. RefSeq lists its product as uncharacterized. Gene Ontology annotation, molecular function: RNA polymerase II complex binding. The transcript is spliced from 9 exons. Gene Ontology annotation, cellular component: RNA polymerase II, holoenzyme. The record is from RefSeq and is a predicted model, not a curated record. NCBI's taxonomy places the organism in Eukaryota, Metazoa, Arthropoda, Insecta, Diptera, Culicidae. The coding region runs from base 1 to 3492 and encodes 1163 amino acids. Gene Ontology annotation, biological process: mRNA 3'-end processing.